GUUCGGACGAUUCCGCGCACACUGUCUAACGCACACUGGUUUCCUAGCCCCUUGCCUACCGACGAACGUCAAAAUAUCCCGUCUUUGACUUACCUCGGCAAGCUCUCGCACACGGGAGAACUUGUGAAUGAACAGGAUAAUGAAGAAGUGCGACAGGAGAGGCCAUACGCUCUUUACCGAGCAAAGAUGAGGCAAGGCGGAUCUGGCGACGAGGUGAACGUUGUAGUCAAGUUCACUGCACAUUAUCAUGAAGAUGCACAUCGGAUGCUUGCCGAAGAACAGUUGGCACCAACGUUGCACUUCUGCAUUCACCUCUUUGGCGACAUGUACAUGGUCAUUAUGGACUACGUCGAAGGCACCUCACUCUACUUUACACAGGAGGAGCUUCGGGAUCGUGAGAAGAUAUACAACGACGUGGAGAGGGCAGUCAAACUGCUACACGAGCAAGACCUUGUAUUUGGCGACCUCCGAGUCCAAAAUAUCGUUUCUAGACCGGAUGGAGGUGCUAUGCUGAUCGAUUUUGAUUGGGCUGGUAAUCCUUAG
Molecule: messenger RNA, 543 nt
Organism: Fomitiporia mediterranea MF3/22
Lineage: Eukaryota; Fungi; Basidiomycota; Agaricomycetes; Hymenochaetales; Hymenochaetaceae
Exons: 2
Biological process (GO): protein phosphorylation
Molecular function (GO): protein kinase activity; ATP binding
Source: RefSeq, a predicted model, not a curated record